Menidia menidia (Atlantic silverside) is the source of this 714-nucleotide messenger RNA. The record is from the annotation of a GenBank genome assembly. NCBI's taxonomy places the organism in Eukaryota, Metazoa, Chordata, Actinopteri, Atheriniformes, Atherinopsidae.
AUGUCCGGGCGGUUGGAUGCCUCAGGGGUGGAGAAAUGUUUCCUCUUGGGCCGGGAUGGAGCCGACUGGAUCAGCGGUCAGUACCGCUGCAGGUCACUGGGAGGCGCUGUGGCCACAAUCAGGACAGAGGAGGAGCAGCUCAACUCCCACUCCUCCAGCACCUGCUGUGGCGUCCGUGGAGACUGGUACCGGCUCAGCGGCCAUGCUGACGGGGCCCUGCGAUGGAGCGACGGCUCCCUGGUGGAAAAAGGACGACAGUUUUGGGAACGUGAGCCAGAUGAAACGAGGGGACAGCGGGGAGCUGGGAGGCCGGCUGGGCCCGGGAGACGACCACAGGAGGAGCUGGUUCAGCUCCAGGUGCUCCGGAUCAUCCUCAUCCUCAUCCUCAUCCUCAUCCUCAUCCUCCAGCUGAAUCUCCAGCUGCUGAAAAUGUCUGACGUGAUCGAAGAGAAGCUCAAGAACUACCGGACGGCUCCAUUCGAUGCCCGAUUCCCCAACACCAACCAGACCCGCAACUGUUUCCAGAACUAUCUGGACUUCCAUAGAUGUACCAAAUCUCUCUCUGGCAAAGGCCAGGACACAGCCCCCUGCGAUUGGUACCGGAGAGUGUACAAGAGCCUCUGUCCCAUCAGCUGGGUAUGUCCAUCAACACAUUCAACAGUUAACAAAUGGGACGACCAGUUGGAGGCUGGAAAUUUUCCCGGAAAGAUUUGA